This is a messenger RNA of Cheilinus undulatus (humphead wrasse), 2536 nucleotides long. It is a transcript of the gene dnaaf4, whose product is annotated as dynein axonemal assembly factor 4. Gene Ontology annotation, molecular function: nuclear estrogen receptor binding. The transcript is spliced from 9 exons. Gene Ontology annotation, biological process: heart development; cilium movement; inner dynein arm assembly. The record is from RefSeq and is a predicted model, not a curated record. Lineage: Eukaryota; Metazoa; Chordata; Actinopteri; Labriformes; Labridae. Bases 146 to 1393 code for a protein of 415 amino acids.
UUAUGACAAGUUUGUUUUUAUCCCGAAUAUAUCGAUACUUAGAAGGAAGUAGUAGAAAGUGAAGUUUGAACCACUUUUUCAGAAUAGCAGUUAGCACAACUGUUAGUGAAAGCAGGUUAGCUAAAGCUGGUUAGCUGUGACGAAGAUGCCUUUGUUAGUGACAGACUAUUCCUGGACUCAGACAGAGACGAUGGUUUACAUCAGUGUGCCUUUAAAAGGAGCUACACUCAGCAAGGUGGACAUCUUUUCUACAGACGAGUAUAUAAAGGUGCAUUACCCACCUUAUUUAUUUGAGGCCUUCCUUUUUGAACCUGUGGAUGAAGGUAGAAGCACAGCAAAGGUUGGAAAUGGAGCAGCAGUGAUCAGUUUGCCAAAGAAAACCCAUAAAGUGUGGGAGGAUCUGAUGAUAGUUACAGAUAAUAAGGAAACAAAGAAGGAGAUAAGAGAAAGAGCUCUGUUGAAAUACCAGCAAAAGCUUUCCUCAGAGUCCAAAUCCAAGGCUGAACAGAAGAAUGCAGAGAAAAAAUAUACACUGCAGACAAUGAUGACGCUUGAAAAGGAGGAAAGAGAAAGUAUUGAGAAAAUGAAAGAGAUGGAGCGAGAGAAAACCACAGCUGAGCUGGCAGCAUGGCAGCUGAGACAGAAACAAAAGUUAGAAGAAGAAGAAGAAGCCCGCCUAAAACUUCAAAAUCAGAGAGAAAAUCAAAACAAAGGGCCAGCUGUGACAAACAAGCAGGGAAAGGGAUGCUCAAGUAGAGGAAAGGCCAAACAGAAUCCAACAGAUAAAAAAAUGGGGAACAGCAAGAAAAAACAAGUAGACCUGCCUGCUCCAAGAAGUGCUGGAAACAUUCAAGUCAGGUUCACUCCUCGAGUUUUCCCAACAGCCCUCAGAGAGUCGAGGCAGCAAGAAGAGGAAGAGUGGCUCCAAAGACAAGCUGAAGCGAGGCGAGCAGUGAAUGCAGAUGUAGAAGAGCUGAAGGAUCUGAAGGAAGAGCAGAGGAACCCUGCCUGGUUAAAGGAAAAAGGAGACAAAUGUUUUGCAGCUGGAGACUACCUGGGGGCAGUAAAUGCCUACAGCUUGGCUAUCAGGCUCAACAGAAAGAUCUCAGCACUGUAUUCAAACAGAGCUGCAUGUCAUCUCAAGUUAAGGAACCUUCACAAAGCCAUUGAGGACUCUUCUCAGGCCCUGGAUCUGUUGAGUCCACCUGUUGCUGCCAACGCAGCAGCCAGAGCCAGAGCUCAUGUCCGCAGAGGGUCUGCUUUCUGCCAGCUGCAGCUCUAUACAGAAGGGCUGCAGGAUUAUCAAGCUGCACUGAUGAUCAACCCUCACAAUGAAACACUGCAGGCGGACACACAGAGAAUCAGAGACAUUAUUCAAGGCACAGCCGACUGAGGCAUAGUGAGGGAAACUGUUUUGAUACUUUAAUAAAUGAGAACAGAUACUACAGGCUUCUGCAUGUUUGUAACCAAACAGUCAAAUAAAAAGUAAAAUCCCUGCAGUUUGUAUUCAAAGUGAGAAAGGUUUAAUCCACUUCUAUUAAACAGUGCUAUAGUUGUACGUGGAGGAAGCUGUUAAAGAAUGUGCAUAGCUCCCUCAUGUGGUGGAUUGUUGCACCUACAUACUAACAAUUUAUUAAAUCAUUACAUAAUUAUUAUUAUUUGCAAUAUGAAUUAUGGCAUUGCAGUUUUCUCAGUAUUGGAGUUUAAUAAUCAGCAAUUACAACUCUAGGGAUAAAACAAAUAUUCAUAAAGUCUGCCUCAGUGACUGUAAAUGUUGCUGCCUUGUGCAUUGACUUACUUUCAAUUUCAAAUCUACAUGAUAGGAGAAGUGGGUAUGAACUUAGUCAAAAAUGUAUAAGCAAUCAGAUUAGUUAAGUGAUUCUUAUUGACUUAAAAUGAAUGGACAAAGUAAGAAAGUAAAUAAAUUUAAAACAGCAUGAGCUACUGAUUUUUAAUAACCAAAGUCUUUAAAAUUGUAUUAAAGAAUGGGCAAAAUGCCUAAUCCAUAAUUAUACAAGAUGUUUUUGCUGUUUCAGUUCCUACUUUCUAGUGAAUCAUUUAUUCAUUCAUAGAGUGUACAGUUUGUAGAAACUGUUUGCAGCUGUCAAUAUUAAAUUAUAAUAAAUAUCAAAGGGUAAACAUUUUAUUCAUGAAUGAUUUUAAUCAUGAAUUAUUUUAUGAAACAAAUAUACAGAGCGUACAGUCAAACAAAGCCGAUGGAGAGUCUGUCAUGUUCAAUUUCUUAAAGUAUCAAAAUGUUAAUUAAAAGAAUACCAACAGUUUUAUCUGGGACCAAUCAGAAACUCAAAAUUAGGCUUUUUAUGAUCACAGUUACAAGAAAUGACAUCUAAACAUGCAGCUAUUCAUAUCAUGCUGCAGUUGACAUGACCUGAAUCUGUAUCUUAUUCAUAGGUUUAAAAACAGAUUAUGUUAUUGGUAAUUGCAAUUUAAAGAGAUUAUAUAGUCUCUGUAAAUAAGGCUGCCAGCAGUGUUGACUUAAUCACAAUGAUAUUAAAGUCUGAAAUUAACACAUUAA